Messenger RNA from Aedes albopictus (Asian tiger mosquito), 3020 nucleotides. RefSeq lists its product as uncharacterized. The coding region runs from base 924 to 2975 and encodes 683 amino acids. The transcript is spliced from 2 exons. Lineage: Eukaryota; Metazoa; Arthropoda; Insecta; Diptera; Culicidae. The record is from RefSeq and is a predicted model, not a curated record.
UUUGCGCAGCAAUUUUAGACGCAAAAGGGGAUUGAAAAACUUUGCUCGAGGUUGAUGCGAUUAAAUUUCAAUUUUCUCAUGGAACCCCCAUUCUACUGUAUAUUUACACCUCAGGAAUAUGAGAAGAUGUGAUUUGAUGAGCCUGCAUCAGUUUUGCAGGGUGUUACAACGCCGCAGGGAUAUAAGUUUUUGUAGUUUUCUGGACCGGUCUAAAACAUGUACCGGUCUAGCCGCAACAUAACCACCGCAGCAUGACAGCUCGCGUGCGAUAGUAGUAGUGUAGUAGAAGUGUAGUAAAGCGAGAAGGUAAAUAAAAACAUACAAUGAUGAUGAUUAUGAGGAUAGGAAUAUUUCGCCAUUGCAUUAAACCGAUCAGCCAAAUAAGUUGAGUUGUUCAAAGGCGCGUUAAUUUAGUGAAAGUAUCUCGGAAAGUUUAGUGAGUUCAAAGGCGAGAAUAAUUCUAAAAAUCAGUGUGAUUAUUGACAAUACGCCGUGGCCAGUCUGAUCCGAGUCCAGGUACCUGGGAAACACCGGUAAGGGAAAUAGAAAAGCUGUCCACAUUCCGGCGCAUCCACUGUAAGUAAUUGCAUGACAAUACUAGCAGAAACGGUUUGAGUAUUAAUUGCAAUUGAUCGUGUUAAUACUGUACUUUAGAUUCGCACUCGAUCAAGCUAGGGUAACUGCACCCAUUGUCAUCCCAAAACAAAAUCGGAAACCACUUCUUGUGAGUAUUUGUAUUUGUAUAGAAUAAGAAUGUAAAUUAAAUGAUUAAUAAAUUACAGUUUUAAGCGUUGCUACAAAAUCUGAGCCGCUCUAGAAAUUUUGGUUUCCCUUCGGGAACAUUCUUAAAAAAGAAGUGACACCCGCGAAGUGAUUCCCGCGUAGUGAAAAGUGUCAAGUGAGGAGUGAAAACCUGCAGCAAGAUGGCUUCCGAUGCAGAAUCCACCCACGACCAAACCAUCAUGGACCUGACGGCGACUCCGUGCGCCAUCUGUGGCCCGUCUACGCGCGACGAAGUUAUGGUCGGAUGUGACGGAUGCGCGGAAUGGUUCCACAUCCGUUGCGUGGGCAUCGAGGAGGGCAAACUGCCGAAGAAGUGGUACUGCCAAAGCAAGGCCUGCCAGGAGAAGGCCCAGGAGUACCACCAGAAGCAGAAGGACGCCAAGAAGCAGGCUCGCACCCGGAAAAACGGCAACGAGUCUGACAAAUCCAGCGUCAGCUCUCGCCUAGCUUCGUCUAGCGUGGAAGCGAAGGUGCGAGCGCUAGAGGAGAAGCAGAAGCGCCAAUACGAGGAGAUGGAGGCGGAACUGCUGCUGCAGAAAAAGGAAAGGGAGAUGCAGCGUGCGUUCGAGCAGCGAAAAAUGGAAUUGGAGCUGCAGAUGCGCGCUGAGGAACAAGAGGAGCAAAGAGCUUGGCAAGCGGAAAUGCUCCAGAAGAAGAAGGAACAGAUUCGGCAGAUGAAGGCGGACCAGGACUCGUUCGAGCUGCAGAUGGCAGCCAUGGAUAAGGAGUUGGCGGAACUGUCGGCUCAAAAAUCCAAACCGGAGACGAAAGUAGUCGCGGGUGCUUCAAAAGCGGGCCAUUCCGGCAAAGUCGACCAAAAUGUGUUGAAGCUGAGCAAGGCGAACGUGAGGAAGCUAGCGCAAAGCUACGAAAGCUCCGAAGAGGAUGAGGAGGACGACGAUUCCGGAGAUUCGGAUCUGCAGAGCCAGAGUUCGGACUCGUCGAUGGAGCGCAAGGCGAAACUGAAGACGUACAAGAAAGUGGGAAGUGUCAGCCAAGACGGGCUGGGGCAGCAGCAGACCGGACCGACGAAGGCUCAGCUGGCCGCGAGGAAGGGGUUAACAUAUAAACUUCCAAAAUUCUCCGGCAAACCAGCGCAGUGGCCAUUGUUUUUCGCGGCCUACAAAGCGUCCAAUGAGGCCUGUGGUUACAUGAACCACGAGAAUCUGAUGCGACUUCAAGAAGCGCUGGAAGGUGACGCUCUGGAACUGGUGUCUGGGCAGUUACUGCUUCCCGAAUCCAUCCCGCAGGUCAUCGAGAAGCUGCGCCGACACUUCGGCCGCCCGGAACAACUGCUCCAAAGCCUGUUGGACAAAGUGAACCGGCUGGAACCCCCGAGGGCGGACAAUUUGAGGAGCUUUGUUCCAUUCGGAAAUACGGUGGAGCAACUCUGUGGCCAUCUGGAGGCCGCGGAUCUGAAGCAGCACCUUGUUAACCCGCUGUUGAUCAAAAGCCUGGUCGCCAAGCUACCAGAUCGCGAGAAGCGGGAAUGGGUCCAUUACCGGAGGGGCCACGGGGAAACAACCUUGCGAACGCUGACGGAUUUCUUAAUGGACAUCGUCGCAGACGCCUGCGAAGCCAACGUGGAUGUCGAGUUCGUGCCCUCUCCGCCGUCCAAAGGAAUUCCACCAUCCAGAAAAAAGAUGCCGAAGGAAAAAGGUGGACUAUACAGCCACAGCGAAGCCAGCGGAUCGGCCGCCAACGCCGGCGAGGAAAAGGUUUUGAAGCCCUGCAAACAAUGUAGGAGGACGGAUCAUCGGCUGCGACACUGCGGCGAGUUUAAGAAACUGCGGUAUGCGGAUCGGCUGAGGCUGGUGAACCGGGAGAAGCUGUGCCACGUGUGUCUGAAUGAACAUGGAGGACAGUGCAAAUUCAAAAUCCGCUGCAACAUCGGUGACUGUCGAGACUUCCACAAUCCGCUGAUGCAUCCGGUCGGAAACACGGUCGGGCUGAGUGCACACAUCCGGACAAACUGCACGGUAUUGUUCCGGAUCGUUCCGGUGCAGCUGCACUACGGUGGAAAAACGGUGUCAGUGCUGGCGUUCCUGGACGAAGGUGCAUCCGUCACACUGGUGGAGAAAAAGCUCGCCGACCGUCUGGGCGCGGUCGGAGUACAAGAGCGAUUGACCAUCCGGUGGACGGGAAACAUGUCAAGAGUGGAGGAUUCCCGAAGGAUGAGCAUGUGGGCGUAGGGAACAGGCGCAGCCACCGGCAGGAUGCGAUUGCACACGGUGCAC